CCUCGUUGAUCUUUUACUGCGGAUGCGCACUGGUGUCACAACAUCAGAGCUCGCCGAGGACGCACCUCCAAGUCUGUGCGCGCACGCGUGUGUGUGUGUGAACUCAAGCUCUGGUGUGUGCUCAGUCUGUCUGUCUAAUAGAGUGACCCCCCAGCACGCUGUUUAAAGGGAAGACAAGAGAGCUGAGUCAACGAAUCACAAGGAGAAGGAUGCAACAGUUGAUGUGCGCAAGUUGCACAGUUUUCUUGUAUUUGGAGACGGCCCGCACACACGGAGGAUGGUGGCUUUGAUCUGUGUGGAGGAAGGAUCGGAUGUUUUGUUGCUUUAAAAAUCUCAUCUGUCAGAUAAUAUUAAACAGAAAGGUCCGCGCGUCUGAAAAGCAAAGGGUGUUGUAGUUGUUGUCGGCUGUCCACUCGCGCGUCUUUUCUCACCAAAAUGGACAUUUGGACAGAUAUGCAUUUGGAGGGACUUCAUGCUCUGCUGGAAUGGAGUUGAAGCGGGGGUUUUCGGAUGGUCUGCGGCGGUGAGUAGCAGUGCAGUCUGCACCAAUAUGCAUCGGAUUCUGCAGAGGAGGCGAGUGCGCAAGCUGCGGGUCUUCUGGGCUUCUCUGGCCCUGGUGGCUCUGUCUCUGGCCGCAUGCAGCGCGCUGUUCACGGCGUGGACUUGGCGUCAGACGCGGGACCUGUCUCAAUCCUUUAAGAUCCUGCAGGACCGACUGGAGCAGGUCAAUACACAGAGGAAGGCCAUUGUUCAGCUCAUUCUGGAGAAGAGAGAGCUGCUUGUGGGGCAAAGAGUGAAAAGAGACGGGGGGACGGUGCGAGGGAGGAAUGGAAAUGGAAAGAAAGCGGCGUCUCAUUUUGAGAUAACCAAAGUCUCCUCUCAGCAAGUGGGAGAGGGCGGAGUGAUAAAGGGUUGGGAGGAGAGGACGUUGAAUAUGAGUAAAGCAGUGAGGUACAACAAGGAACAAGGCACCUUCACUGUGGAGAAAGCAGGCGUCUACUUCCUGUUCUGCCAGGUUUUGUUCAAUGAGCAACAGUCUCAGUAUGUGAAGCUGGAUGUGGUGACCAGCGGCCAGAGGCCUCAGAAGCUGCAGUGCAUGGAGGGUUACGGGACGACCCCCUCCGCCGGGCCGCACCCUUUCCACUUCCUGAAGCCCUGCCAGGUGUCCGGCCUCCUGCGAUUGGACAGAGGCACGGAGCUGCAGGCCAUCACAGGCCCGGCCUUCAGACUCCACACUGUGGGCAAUCCUUCAGCCUCGCCUCACAUCUUCAGCAUCUUUAAAGUCAACUGAAGCUUGGAAUCUUUUAACACAAACUUGUCUGAGAACAACAAAAUAUCACUUGUUUUUCUAUGGAUGAGAUUUUUGUCUACACGGUAAAAGUCAUAAGCAGUCGUGGGCAUCACAUCGUGCCACAGCCUCUUCCCAAAGACCUUAAUUUGAAAGACAAACCUGACAUUUGUGGAGGUUGUUGUGGAAUUUUUCUCUGGACAGCGGUGCUGUUUUGGAACGCGAAACACAGACUUUUGGAUUAAAACCAAGACCCAAAGUGGCCGAAAGGCCUCGAUGAAUGUCUGCCGAGAGAACAGAUGUGAUGGAAGCUGUUCUGUAGAUAAAGGGCUUCAUAUAAAAAAAAAAAAUACUUGGAUGUUCAUCUUAGCCUUUCGUAUCAUGUAAUAAAAUGUGCUUACACUCUCUUUAUAGGACUGACAGUAAAGCUGUGCAUGCACCUUCCACUUUUAUAUCAACGGUGCCUCAAGAAGCUGAGAGCACGUCUGCAAGCGUCAGUUCUCGACACUAUAAACGGCCUACAUGAGUUGUCAGUGAUAUUUUAUACAAUUCAGCGUCUGCGUGUGUUUGUGAAAUCUAAUGAAUCAAACUUUUUUUGUUGUUGUUUAUACUGAUUUUAUGAUUACAAUGCAAUGAGUGUCUGAGUGUGAAAUUACCUACAUUUCCUUUGAAUACUUUGUAUAUACUUUUAAACACGUGCCUAUCAAGUCAGGAGCUGACAGAGAAAGGGGAACAUUUUAAAUAACAUGGAUGUGAAAUUUGAUUGUAUGGUAGUUUUAUGUAUAGUAUUGGCUUUAUUGUUUAAAUGCAGUUGCAAAUUGCAAGCUUUAAAUACAGCUUUGUCUCUUU
Molecule: messenger RNA, 2137 nt
Organism: Morone saxatilis (striped sea-bass)
Lineage: Eukaryota; Metazoa; Chordata; Actinopteri; Moronidae
Gene: tnfsf12
Product: TNF superfamily member 12
Exons: 6
Coding region: 473-1291 (272 amino acids)
Biological process (GO): immune response
Cellular component (GO): membrane
Molecular function (GO): receptor ligand activity; tumor necrosis factor receptor binding
Source: RefSeq, a predicted model, not a curated record